AUGCCCAUGGACGAACGUGAACUUGGGCAGCGCGUCAAGGCGCUCACUAAGUGUGUUGCUGCGAACGAGCCUCCCGAGAAUGCUAUCAAGCUGCUCGAAACAUUAAAGAAGGAUGCGUCUCCUACCGAAGAAAUGCUAAGGGCAACAAGAGCUGGUGUCUUUGUCGGCAAACUCAGAUCAAAUGCCAACAAAGAUAUCGCACGCGCGGCCUCCGAACUCGUCAGCAAGUGGAAAAAGCUUGUUGAACAGGAGAAGAGCUCGAAGCUGCAAAAGUCAAAGGUCGGCUCAGGAUCCCCGGCCCCAGCUCCCGCAUCCGCUCCCGCAUCGUCGCCUGCGCCUCCUCCCUCGUCUUCUGGAACCUCUGGAGCCAAGUACAAGGGCGAUGUCGAGAAGCGCAAGUACGAGACCGACAACGUCAACGUCAAGCGAACCGAAUCGAGCGUGCGAAACUCAUGCAUUGGUCUUAUAUACAACGGCCUGGCCUACCGAUCGACGGCAUCCGAGAGUGAUGUUAUCAACAGAGCUAUUGCUGUUGAGAAUGCUGCCUUUGUUAAGUUCAAGGGAGAGACACCCGACUACAAGAAGAAGAUGCGAUCGCUUUUCACCAACCUCAAGAACAAGUCCAACAGGGAACUCGGAAAGAGCGUUCUGUCCGGAGAAAUUUCUGCUGAAAAGUUUGUCGUCAUGACUGACGAUGAGCUCAAGAGCGAGGAGCAGCGUAAGAAGGAGCUCGAGCUGGAGAGGGAGAACAUGAAGAUGGCCCAGGUGCCCCAGGAGCAGAAGAGUAUCAGUGAGAGUCUGGAGUGUGGUCGAUGCAAGAAGAAGCAGGUCAGCUACACGCAAGCGCAGACCCGAGCUGCUGAUGAACCUAUGACCACUUUCUGCGAGUGCAUGGCUUGCGGACACCGAUGGAAGUUCUCUUAG
This is a messenger RNA of Fusarium coffeatum, 924 nucleotides long. RefSeq lists its product as uncharacterized. Gene Ontology annotation, biological process: regulation of mRNA 3'-end processing; DNA-templated transcription; transcription elongation by RNA polymerase II. NCBI's taxonomy places the organism in Eukaryota, Fungi, Ascomycota, Sordariomycetes, Hypocreales, Nectriaceae. The transcript is spliced from 3 exons. Gene Ontology annotation, molecular function: zinc ion binding; RNA polymerase II transcription regulatory region sequence-specific DNA binding. Bases 1 to 924 code for a protein of 307 amino acids. Gene Ontology annotation, cellular component: nucleus. The record is from RefSeq and is a predicted model, not a curated record.